Tetranychus urticae (two-spotted spider mite) is the source of this 1578-nucleotide messenger RNA. The record is from RefSeq and is a predicted model, not a curated record. NCBI's taxonomy places the organism in Eukaryota, Metazoa, Arthropoda, Arachnida, Trombidiformes, Tetranychidae.
AUUCAUAAUUUGAUCAAUAGUAUCGAUACUUAAACAAUACUAUCGAGUAAAUCAAAAUGACUUUCAGUUUUACAAUCCAUAAAUUCAUAACAUUUUAUAAUUUUUCUAUCUUAUUUCAUCCUUAACAUGUGAAUUGAGGCCAUCCGAUCUCUAUUCGUAAUUUUGCGUUGAUACUGGACAUUGAAGGGUCGUUUUUACGGUCUAAUUUUUCGUGAACCAGAAGUGCCUCUAAUACUUUACUGUAACCAUUUUCAUCUUUUGGUGAGUUGGAGUUUCUUUGAUUUAUUUGAAUUAUUCUUGGUGACUGUAACAUCGGGCAUUGAUGGAUAUACACUGACUUUGGCUAGCCAUGGAGUUUGCUCUUUCUUGACCACUUCCUCAACUGCUUCGCCAUCCUUUUCUAUCUUUAUGCUUGUUUCUUUAAUCAUUACACUAUCAAAUUGGGAUUUGUCUUUAGUCUUCCAUUUAUCCAUACCUUCGAACCCUUCACUAGUUGUAACUUUUAUUGCAGAGCCAUUGGCUUCAAUAGGAUCAGGUCCAAGAAGAUCGGCUGGUAUCUUGAUGUCUUCGACUUCCAUAAGUAAAGGUUCCAUUUGAUCAUUGAACUUGGCCAACAUUAAUCGAGAGUCUGCUUUUGGGCGAAAGUAAAAGUCUAAGAUAGCAAAUGUCAUAAUCAUCAUUAUAAUCAUGUCUUGAAAGUGACCUGCGUUCAAUGAGACGAGCAAGGCAAAGAGACAGAGGAGAGAGAGGAAGGAGGAUGGAUGGAGAAAGAUGAAGAAAGAUGAGGACUGAUGAGGAAAGAUGACAAACAGUAAAAACUCCUCCUUUAAAGGCGUCAACUUGCAUUUCAAGUGUUAGUUGAAUGAAAGGUGCUCCAGAUUGAAUGUGCAGUUUGUGUCUAUAGCUGAAGGUCUAAACAUCAAGUCAAGUCUCAACAUGAUUGUCCAAGAAUCUCAUCUAUAUUUUCAUGGAAACCAACAUGAAUCAUCCGAAAUUCAACUUCCAAAUUCAACGACUAAUUUCCAUUCUGAAUGUGCUUCUCCAUUGGAUUUUACUCAACAAAAUAUUACACCAACAGCAACUUCAAUAGCAAAUACAACAACAUCAAUCGAGAACAAAUCUACAAAUUGUAAUAAAUUGACAUCUUUUGGAAUUGAAGAUUUACUGGGAAUUUCAUCUAAAAGUUCAAAGAAACAAAAGAAAAGCAAAAGAGUUCGAACCAUUUUCAGUGCAUUUCAAUUGGAAGUUUUGGAGACAAUCUUCAGGACUAAUCAAUAUAUGGUUGGACGAGAGCGAAAGAUGCUGGCAAAUGAACUUGGAUUAACUGAUACUCAAAUCAAAGUCUGGUUUCAAAAUCGAAGGAUAAAAUCGAGAAAAAAUACAUUAAAUACUUGUUUUGCUCUUUCUAAUGACUUGUGUUGAAACUUUCAAACCACAGAGGAUUUUAGAGGCAAUUGUUGUGAUUAGCUGAUUGUGAUAUUUCAGUUCAUCAUACAAUAUCUUCAUGUAUUUCAACUUUACGAAUUUUCACGGUAAAUCUCUUUUGGAGUUGUUCAAAUCAUAGCUUUACCAAAUCAA